AUGGCUGAAAUCCGUGUCGAAGAAGACGAGGCAUCCAGGUACGGAAGUGAGCCCAACUACGAUCGAAAGGCCCAAAAUCAAAAGAAGAGUGACUGGCGUCACCAGCCCUAUCAAAAGCGCGAAACCAACAGUAUAGCCAACCAGACCGCAGGUAAAUCCGCUAACAAUGACUAUCCAUCCCUUGCUUCCUAUUGCUUUAACGUGGAUGCAGGAGGCGUAGUAAACGCGCUUGAGAAGCUGGGGACAAAAACUAGGUGGCCGCACAAGAGCGACAGACCAGAUAGCGAGAAGGAUACCACCAAAUGGUGUAGCUACCAUGGAGACCAUGGCCAUCGCACAGAGGACUGCAACGCUCUCAAGAAAGAAGUGGCCUGGCUACUUAAGAAAGGUUAUCUGGAGCAUCUCAUGGGAAAGAAAGGGCAGCAAGAGAACAAGUCAGGUCCCAGCCAACAGCAACCUCGUCCACCACCUGAGCCUACGCAUGAUAAGGUAAUCAACUCUAUCUCUGGUGGAUCAAAAAUAUGUGGACUAACAUACUCUGCAGCUAAAAGAUUCGCCCGAGAAAGCUCCAAAGCUGUGCCAAAGCAAUACAGAAGCGUAGAGGAGAAAAGGCUAAGAGGCAUGACCAUCAGCUUUGACGAGGAAGAUGGAGAUGAAGAAGCUGACCACCAUGAUGGCCUUGUCGUAUCUCUCACAGUCAGCAACUGCCUCAUGAAAAGAAUAUUAAUAGAUAACGGUAGCUCAACUAAUAUCAUCUUCAAAAAUGCUCUUGAAAGCAUGGGGCUGCAGGAAGCUGACAUCCUCAGAAAAGCAACCCUCUUAUAUGGAUUCAAUGGCGAGCCAGCUACAACACUCGGAGAAAUCAUGCUACCUACCUAUGCGUAA
Molecule: messenger RNA, 885 nt
Organism: Beta vulgaris subsp. vulgaris (sugar beet)
Lineage: Eukaryota; Viridiplantae; Streptophyta; Magnoliopsida; Caryophyllales; Amaranthaceae
Exons: 1
Coding region: 1-885 (294 amino acids)
Source: RefSeq, a predicted model, not a curated record